Blastomyces gilchristii SLH14081 is the source of this 1419-nucleotide messenger RNA. RefSeq lists its product as uncharacterized. Bases 13 to 450 code for a protein of 145 amino acids. The transcript is spliced from 2 exons. NCBI's taxonomy places the organism in Eukaryota, Fungi, Ascomycota, Eurotiomycetes, Onygenales, Ajellomycetaceae. The record is from RefSeq and is a predicted model, not a curated record.
AGAUGGUAAAUAAUGCCAAAAAAAAACACGAAAAUCUCCCCCCAACCCAUGACAGCUGCGUUACUAUGUUCCCAUAUUGUAACACAUGGUGCUCUCUGCCCAUCCUCGUCAUUCAGGUGUGAGGGAAAUAAGCAACAUAGCAGGGGAGAGCAGGCAGUCGUUCCAUUUCAGGAGAGAUCACUCCCAAAGGAACCCAUGCGUAAUGCAAGCUUCAGACACCGAAGAGACUUGAGCCGUCCACAUCCGACACACAAAAUUGUCCUGGCCUGCUGGACUAGACCGAACAUUUCUACUCUCAACACAGGAGCUGCAGAUCUCGGAACCUUAUCAGCGUAUGGGUCGAUUCUGCUUUUACUCGCAGCACAGAAAGCCGGGAAGUCGGCGGAGACAGAAAUCGACAACUACUCGUCCCAGGCAGGACCUGAUGCGGUGUCUGUGAUUACCUUUUGAGCUGGCCUCUUCUCCCGCCACCGUCUAAGACUGUCAAAACGCUGUAAAUUUUUGAUAUAUUAGAAGAUUGCAACGUCGUUGGCGAGGGUCCUAAUUCUUCAAGUAGCCCGCUACUUGGAAGCACCCCCAUCACAGCUCCACGUCGGAUUGGAACCGUACGGUUGAAGUUCUUUAUAGACGGACAUUUUUCUUUCAUUUACUUUUCCCCCAUUAGCUAUCAACCUAUAUCAUGAAGAAAAGGGGGCAGAGGGAAAAUCUCACCUGCAAUUCCAUGUCAUGAAGAAGAAAGUUCCCAUUCGGUAUAUAUAUAUAUAUACCAGGAAAAAAGGCAAGGCAAAUAUAUGAACCAUAAAACAAUCCUAGAGCAUUCCAGGGAGCCAAAAUCCUCUCGGAAUUUGACGCGUUCAGCUCCCUUUGGCUGGGUUGGAAAUAGUUUAUAACUGUCGUGUGAUGAAGGUAGCAAUGGAACCUGAUAUAUCAAUUUGAUGCGAUAUAGGUUGGUCACCACCAACGAGGAGCGAACAGGUAUAAAUAGAGCAGACCGGAUGCGAUGAGGUGGCCAUUUUUUGUUCCAUCCGGUAAAACCCGUGUCCAUAAGUCAUCACGUUGUCGAGGAAGGUGAAUCUUGCUCCGGCCAUAAUCUCUCCUCCCGCUCCUACUUAGCCUUCGAGAUCCCCAGCCCCCGAGCACAAUCACGCCGCUUCCCUCCCUCCUUAGGCCGGCCCGCGGCCAUACCCACACGCAAAGCCAUACCCAUAAUUUCCUGCAGCCCGUCGGGGCAGUGGAAGACUGAUGGCGGGACCAGAGGGCAUUCGCCCCCACCCUGCCACCGAGGCAGCCACUGCAGGGGGGGGCUCUAGGCGGGAAGUUUUUGCAGGGAGAUGAGGGAUAAAGGCGAAAGUUCGCGACCGGGAUACCGAUCAUAAAUAUAUAUAAGAUGAAGAGAGAAUAAAUAGGAACAUAUAGAUA